Molecule: messenger RNA, 3302 nt
Organism: Haliotis rubra (blacklip abalone)
Lineage: Eukaryota; Metazoa; Mollusca; Gastropoda; Lepetellida; Haliotidae
Product: protein prune homolog 2-like
Exons: 9
Coding region: 183-3302 (1039 amino acids)
Cellular component (GO): cytoplasm
Molecular function (GO): exopolyphosphatase activity
Source: RefSeq, a predicted model, not a curated record
ACACGGUCGGUGCUUUCCCUUGGACCUCCGGCUGUUGUAAACACGUUCGUCCUUGUGAGAUAACGGCAGUUCCAGACCAAGGUGUUCGCGUAGAGUUGCAUGACAGACAAAUCAGCUGACGGUAGGCUGUGCCUGAGAAAAGAUGUGAGACAAGCCAAGGACAACCCGACAACCCACACAGCAUGGAGGACUUCCUCCGCACAUCCAGGCAUGCCUUGGCCAGGGUGUCUGAAUAUGGACAGGUCCAUGUUGUGCUUGGUAACGAGGCCUGUGACUUGGACUCUGCUGUGAGUGCCCUGGUGUAUUCCUUCUACCUCCACCAGACUGAUGCCUCUGGCAGCUUGUACAUUCCGGUCCUUGACAUCCCCCGGUGCCAGUAUCACCUCCGCACAGAGAUCACAUACCUCCUUUCUAGACACAAUAUUCCGCCUGAAAUCCUCACUUUCGCUGAUGAUGUGGAUCUUGCUUCACUUGCUCCUUGCCUGAAACUCACAUUGGUUGACCACCAUGUGCUUCGGACACAGUUGUCUCCCCUACACCAGUGUGUUGUUCGGGUGAUUGACCAUCGACCAGUGGAGAAACAGUUGGACAACAGAGUGUCAUGCACAGUUGACCUGGUAGGGUCAUGCUGCACGCUCAUCACAGAGGAAGUAACACAAGAUGACACAGUCACCCUGGAUACGACCAUGGCAACGCUUCUCUUAGGAACUAUUCUCACUGAUACUAUCAACAUGAGUGAAGCAGCCGGCAAAACCACUGCCAGGGACAGGACGGCCAUAGACACCCUUACACUGCUCCUGCCUCAAGUUGAUACUCAGGCUCUGUUUGAUGGCAUACACCAGGCAAAGACAGAUGUCAGUGGUUUAAGCAGUGAGGACCUGCUGAAAAAGGAUGUCAAAUUGCUUGUCGGGGCGAGUCUGUCCAUUGCCAUGUGCUCUGUGAUGAUGUCUGCUCAGGAUUUUCUGCACAAGGAAGAUGUAGUAGCAGCACUUGGAUCCUUCACCACAGAGAAUGGUGUUGAUGCUGUGGUAAUGAUGCUGCUGUCUACACCUAGGGGAGAACCUCACCGAGAACUGGCAGUGUAUUCCCCACAGCGCAUCUACAGACAGCAGAUAGCAGAUGUCCUUGAGUGCUGCAGUAGCCCCAGUCUGAUGCUUGAGACCAUUAGUGAUGGUCCAGAUGAUAUUGCUGUCUUCAAUCAGGGAAAUGUGCAAGCCUCUCGCAAAAAGGUCAUGCCAAUACUCAAGGCUUUUCUCAAUGGAGAAAAAACACCAGAUGAAAGUGCUGCUCUCAGUGCGGUCAGGUCGUUUGUGUCAGGUGGCAGCACGGAUGGGCUGAGCUCGUUAAUGGAUCUGCCAGGCCAGGGAGAGUCCCAGCAGGGACAUGACAGUAGCCAGGGUCUGCUGUCACCUGACACACUGGACCUGUUCCACCCAGCUGCCUCCUCACACACUGCACAAACUAGUGCUUCUUCUGAGGGCCAUAUGACUGGUCCUGCAGUUUUGUCGAAGCAAUCGGAUACGCUGUUUCUGGGCAAUGAGGAGGCAGACAGAGGGACAGAUUUAGCUGCAGGAGAGAAUAGAAAUGAAUCCAAUGUGACCAGUUGUGCAGUGUUGUCGCCAGUAGGACCUAGGAAGAAUGAUGAUUUGGACAAUACUGACCUGUUAAACAACUUUGAUCCAUAUGUUCUGAUACCAUCUGCUGAUAAUGAAGACAAUACUGGAGAUAUCCAAAGACCCUCAGAAUUUAUUGAUAACUUGAUCAAUACCAAGGUUGACGAUUUUGAGUUGACAGAAGCAGAUGUGUUACAACCAACCUCAGGACAGGAAUUGUAUUCUUCAGGCUUAGAAAGUCCAAUGGACUUUUCCUCCGGGCAGAAUUCCGGACAAGGGUCUAAGGUGUCCAGUUACCCAGUGACACCCCCAAACAGUUUCAUGGAUGUUGAAUACAGUGGAAUUGCCAUGGAUCAUGAUUUGCCUAGUUUUAACAGUUCUGAGAUGGUGGAGAGAAUUAAAGCAAAGAAGGCCUCACUUGGAGCUGACACAGAGGGGAAUUCCCCGACACAGGACUACGGCAUUGCACAGGAGGAGCAGGACUUCACAUUUACUCCACAAAACAGCUACUCGGACAGCAAUAUGGAGAAACACCUCAAGGAAACAGAAUUGCCAAGCUUCUAUAAUUCUGAAAUGGUACAACGUAUUAGAGAAAAAAGAGCAUCUCUUGAGAAUGCUGUGAAUGACACAGAGAAUAAUCAGGAUGAUUUACAAAACAAGUUUCCUUGGACUCCCCAUAAUAGUUAUGUGGAAGGAUCAUUAGAUGCCUUCAGACAAGAAAAUCUUCCAAGUUUUAAUAACACUGAAAUGGUUCGAAAAGUUGAAGAAAAACGUGCAAGUCUGCCCUCUUUGGAUGAGAAUGAAAAUGAAGCUGGUGCUAGUGGCUCUGAAAACAACCUUGGUUCUGUACCCCAUACUUCACAGAAUGGGGGAGUGGAGGGAAGGGAAGGCCCGAACGGGAGGCACAAGGAUACCACUCAGGCAGCAGACUCAACAGUAGGUGCCAGUCCAGCAAUGGACCAGGCAUGCACACACAAUUCCGUGCCACAUGGAAAUAUGCUGGAUUUUGAAAUGUCUAAUUCUGCUGCAAACAAUACUGUUGCCAGCCUCAUUGCAGACGAAAUGCUAACUGACAUGACUGGUGAUUCUGCUCUAGUCCUGCAGGUAGGGAGACAUCAGGUGUUGGGUCAUAACAAUUCCAGCAAUGUGGUAGCCAGUGCUAUAUCUGAACAGAUGGAGGGAGAGAGGGCAAUAAGGGCCAGCUUCACCUGUCCUCCCUACAGUAAUGGUGACAGUGACGGACCCACCAUUCCUGCCAGUGAUGUAAUCAAGGGCUGGAAUAGUUCAGCCUCAAAGGAGGACCACAUGAGUGAAACCGCCAUGAACGAGGUGGCCUUUACUCUUGCCAGUGAGCUCAUACAAAAUGCCCUUGAAACAUUCAUUCCACAAGUGGAGGUGAGCCAGGUAGCAGACCUCUCUGAAACCUCUGUCACAUCGGAGGGCCAGGUGGUGUCCAGCGACCCCAAGCCAGAUGAGUUGAAAACAGGAAGAGCCCCGAGGUACUUGAAGACAAUCAGUAAGUCAGAUUCCAACACUGUUUCUGUAGAAACAGAAUAUCUACCUGAGAUGGACCCACUCCAUGGAAAUAUGGAUAUAGUUGACAGAGGUGCGUUAGAGACUGAUGCAGAGAGAGGGAAGUUGCAGAGAGUUGUUCGUUCAGGAGAAUUAGUUGUGAAGAAAGUUCUCUGA